Molecule: messenger RNA, 4149 nt
Organism: Benincasa hispida (wax gourd)
Lineage: Eukaryota; Viridiplantae; Streptophyta; Magnoliopsida; Cucurbitales; Cucurbitaceae
Product: DNA (cytosine-5)-methyltransferase CMT3-like
Biological process (GO): DNA methylation-dependent constitutive heterochromatin formation; negative regulation of gene expression via chromosomal CpG island methylation
Cellular component (GO): nucleus
Molecular function (GO): chromatin binding; DNA binding; DNA (cytosine-5-)-methyltransferase activity
Source: RefSeq, a predicted model, not a curated record
AUUCCACUUUCUUUCGCUAUUUUCAGAAUUUCAGUAAGCGAACUGUGACUCAGUCCCAUCGUCCUCCUCAUCCUCCUCCGGCCCCCGCCGGCCGCUUCUCUAACCACUCUUCUUCUCUCGUUUCCGUGAAUUUCUCAGACUAGACCUGCGGUUCUUCAGUUUUACAGUGUACAAUGCCGUCGCCGUUAAAAUCCAGAUCGAAAUCCAAAUCGAACUCGGAAUUAGCUACUUCGAAGUUCAGAUCUCUGCAGCUUGUGCCGUACGAGAACAAUGCCGUCGCCGAUCACACUCCGGUGCCGCUGGCUGUUCUUAACCCUAAGAUUUCGAUGGCGGCUGGUUUCAGAAGGUCACCAAGGUUUAGUCUUAGUCCUGUGGAUGUUCGUCCGCAGAAUGUGGCUAGAAAUAGCGGUAAAAGAGCUCGUUCUGGCUCUUCUCCUGAUCUGCAUGUUGGAUUGUUAGUGAAUGAGAGUUGCCAGAGGAGGUCACCGAGGCUACAUCCCGGAUUGGCUAGUGGAAAUGGAGAUGGAGCUGGUAAGCUACCUCUAAAGAAAUGCAAAUUGUUGUCGAUGGAUGCUGGUAGUUUGAGAAGGUCGCCACGGUUCAACGUGUCCGGGAGCGGGAAUGGAGAGAAAAUGGAGGAGUUGUCUGCAAGAACGACGUCGAAGAAGAGGAGGAAGAUCAGCGAUUCAGGAAGAUUUGCAACGGAAUCAGCCGAGCUGAGAUCCUUGAGACGCUCUCCUCGAUUCGACUCAAUUAACGUCGAGGAGAGGAAAUGCGGCUUCAAUCAGGGUGAAAAGGCUACUGAAAAAUGCUUGACCUAUAAAGCGGGGAAGAAUGUAGUUAAAAAUGUGGUGGGCAUGGAACAGAAGUCCACUAAGAGAUCUCCAAGAUUUUCAUCUAAUCAAGUAGAAAAUGAACUUGGAUGUAAUAUAUCUUCAUCGAAGAAGAUUUCCUCAAGAAAGCUUAAAUCUCCCAAGAAAGACAGCUUUGAUGCAUUAUCAUUGACAGUCUACGCUGAAAUGAAUUCAUCAAGAAAAUUAGACACAGAAGAAUUAUCUUUCUUAAAGCAAGAAGAGAUUAAUGAAGCACUAAUUUCUUCGAUGUUGGGAACUUCAAAUCUCGAAGGAGGAUUUUGUCACAAGAUAGAUGACGAACCAUCACUUUGCUUACUGUGUAGAAAUCACAAAGAAGAACCUAAAGUCUUCAGUUGCAACUCUCAUUUAGUUGCUGAGAAGCUUUUAAGAAGGUCUCCAAGGCUUUCCUCGGACUUUAAAUGUAAUUGCAAUGUUGAUUAUUGUAGUGACAAGCCAUUAAGUAGAUCUCCAAGACCUUCAUUAUCUUCAUGUGGCAAUGAGCAAUCCAAGUCCUUAGAUAAUCAAAUGUCCACGUUUGCAUGUGGGACUGAAACUAGUAAAAUCAGAUAUUCUUCCUCUGAACUUCUAGAGUCGGGGAUAGAGUAUCCUCUGGAGAAAAUUAGGAAUUCUUCUGGUGCUGACAAGAAAAAUAACAUACGCAAAAUGGCUUCUUUCUUUGUUGGAGAUCCGGUUCCUGCUGAUGAGGCUCAACAGAGAUGGAAAUGGCGCUAUGAAAUGAAGAAUCAAAUUUCUAAGGAGCGAAAGGUGAGAGAAAGUGAUGAUGAUGAAGAUAUGAUUGUGGUUAAUGUGGAUUGCCAUUAUACUCAAGCUAAUAUUGGAAAUACUGUUUUCAGUCUUGGAGAUUGUGUAUACAUCAAGGGUGAAGGAGAAAAAAAUCAUGUUGGGACGAUUAUAGAAUUUUUCAAGACAACAGAUGGGGAAAAUUAUUUCAGAGGACAAUGGUUUUAUAGAGUAGAAGAUACAGUUAUACAGGAAGAGGGUGCUUUUCAUGACCCAAGGCGUUUAUUUUAUUCAACGGUUAUGAAUGACAAUCCAUUAGAUUGUAUUGUUUCAAAAGUUAAUAUUAAACGUGUAAAACCCAGGGUAGGUCAGAAAUCAAACUCUGCAUCUUCAUUUGAUUUCUAUUAUGACAUGGAAUACUGCGUAGACUAUUCGGCUUUUCGCACCUUGAAAGAUGAUGAAUCCCUUAAGAAUAUUGACACAGCACCAACCAACCGCAUUGAAACUUCUCAUGUAUCAUCCUCAUUGAACAUUUUGGAGAAUAUUCCCAAGAAGGCGGAGUUAGAAUUAUUAGAUCUCUUUGCGGGAUGUGGGGGAAUGUCGACUGGACUAUGCCUUGGUGCCAAACAUUCUUCUGUUGACCUCAUUACGAGAUGGGCUGUUGAUAACCGUAAGGCUGCAUGUGAGAGCUUGAGACUGAAUCAUCCAGAAACACAUGUCAGAAAUGAAACUGCUGAGGAUUUUCUGGACUUAUUAAAGGAGUGGGAAAAACUAUGUAAACGUUAUAAGGCAAAUGAAUCAGAGAGAUCACGACAAUUAAGGUCAAAACCUGAUAAUAAUUUGACGUCCCCCAAUGAUGAAGAUGAACUUCCAACUUCUGAGUUUGAGGUCUCGAGCUUAGUUGACAUUUGUUAUGGUGAUCCAACCAGAACAGGCAAGCGUGGAUUAAAAUUUAUGGUGCAUUGGAAAGGCUAUGGUCGAAGUGAAGAUACAUGGGAACCAAUUGAAGGUUUAAGCAACUGCCAGGAAGCAAUUCGGGAUUUUGUGAAAAGAGGUUUGAGACAAAAAAUUUUGCCACUCCCUGGAGAUGUUGAUGUUAUUUGUGGAGGUCCUCCUUGCCAAGGGAUCAGUGGCUAUAAUCGCUUUAGAAAUGUCGACUGUCCCAUGGAUGAUGAACGAAAUCGCCAGAUAGUUAUCUUCAUGGAUAUAGUGAAGUUUUUAAAGCCUAAAUAUGUAUUGAUGGAAAAUGUGACUGACAUUUUGAGAUUCAAUCAAGCUUCUCUUGGACGAUAUGCAGUGAGUCGUUUGGUACAUAUGAAUUACCAAGCAAGACUUGGAACAAUAGCUGCUGGAUGUUUCGGCCUCCCACAGUUUCGGUUGCGUGUUUUCCUUUGGGGUGCCCAUCCUAGUGAGAAAUUGCCUCAAUUUCCACUUCCGACGCAUGAAGUAAUUGUUAGAUAUUGGCCCCCACCUGAGUUUGAGCGAAAUACGGUUGCUUAUGAUGAGGACCAGCCCCGUGAACUUGAAAAAGCUGUUCUUCUUCAAGACGCCAUCUCUGAUCUCCCAGCAGUCUUGAAUUCAGAGUCUCGGGAAAAAAUGCCAUAUCAAAAGCCGCCUGAAACAGAAUUCCAAAGAUAUAUAAGAUCGUCUAAAUAUGAGAUGACAGGAUGUGAAACAGACAGCAAAAGUACAGAUUCACUUUAUGACCAUCACCCACACUUAUUAAGCGAAGACGACUACUUGCGAGUUUGUAACAUUCCAAAGAGAAAGGGGGCAAAUUUCAGGGAUCUUCCUGGUGUAAUUGUGGGGAGUGACAAUGUUGUCCGGAGAGAUCCAGAAAACGAAGUACUACUACCAUCUGGAAAAUCGAUGGUACCAGACUAUGCUUUCACUUUUGAACAAGGGAAGUCUAGAAGACCAUUUGGCAGGUUGUGGUGGGAUGAAACGGUGCCCACAGUAGUGACUUUCCCAAGUUGUCACAAUCAGGUAGCAUUACACCCAGAACAAGAUCGAAUCCUCACCAUAAGAGAAUAUGCAAGAUUGCAAGGGUUUCCUGAUUAUUAUAGAUUCUCUGGGUCUGUCAAAGAGAGAUACCGUCAAGUCGGGAACGCAGUCGCUGUAUCAGUUUCCCGGGCAUUGGGUUAUUCCCUUGGAUUGGCAGUGAGAAGAAUGGGAGGUGAUGAACCAUUGAUAGUUCUUCCUCCCAAGUUCUCUCUUUCUAACUAUAUUCAAUUGCAAAAACCACCACCUGAUAACGUUACUGAUUAGCAUUUCUUUUAUUUUAAUCUUCAAACUGACCUGUUGUUUAGUUGUUGCUGCUCUGAAAGUGUCAGCUUCACUUUCAUUGUAUUUACAUUCUUGUUAGAGCACUCACUUAAUUGAUCUCAAAACUUUCCUAGUAGAUCUCACUCUUAGCAAUGUAGUUUUCAUUUGUUGUAAACAUAUUCUCCUCAACCCUUUAGAAGCAUGUAUUUUUACAAUAAUCUCAAAUUUUGAGACAGAUGUUGAGAUUCUUGUGGUUACUUCAAAGGAAUGCAAGAUAUUUGCCAUUCCA